Copidosoma floridanum is the source of this 1513-nucleotide messenger RNA. RefSeq names its product lipase 3-like. Gene Ontology annotation, molecular function: hydrolase activity, acting on ester bonds. Gene Ontology annotation, biological process: lipid metabolic process. The record is from RefSeq and is a predicted model, not a curated record. Lineage: Eukaryota; Metazoa; Arthropoda; Insecta; Hymenoptera; Encyrtidae.
UUCUGGUCAAACAGAGCGAACCCAACCGCUACGGGCAUGAGACGAUACGCCACUGUUCUCGCCACUCUAUUCCUAGUCACCAAUGGGGCAAUCGUGUCACCGGACAUGUUUUGGGAUUUUCCAAAACUAGAGGACCUGAUACCCCAAGAUUUGAAUCUCACUGAGUACUCUAUCGCUGUCAAGGCCGACCAUCCACACGCUCACCUCAAAGUUCUAGAAGUCAUUAGGCUCUACGGUUACGUAGCAGAGGCACACCAUGUUGAGACGAAGGACGGCUACAUUCUCGAGAUGCAUCGUAUAGCGGGAAAUCGGACUAACCCCAGCCCAGCGAACAAGCCCGUCGUCAUCCUCAUGCAUGGGCUGCUCUGCAGUUCAAUGGAUUGGGUUAUCGCCGGUCCCGAUAGAGGCUUAGGUUUCAUCCUCGCUGAUGCCGGGUAUGACGUUUGGAUGGGUAACGCCAGGGGAAACAUUUACUCCCGGCUCCACUCAACUCUCUCCGACAGAGAUCCAAAGUACUGGGGUUUCAGUUGGCACGAGAUCGGUUCGAUGGAUUUGCCAACAAUGAUCGACUAUGUUCUCGAGACGACCAGCCAGAAGAAGCUUUACUACGUGGGCCACAGCCAAGGAAGCACAACCUUCUUUGUCAUGAUGACCGAACUGCCCCAGUACAACGAAAAAGUCCGCGCCACUUUUCUCCUCGGACCAGUUGCUUACUGCUCGAACAUGAUCAGUCCGAUGUUCCAAUUCCUCUCUCGGAUCCUCAAGCCCAUCACGAUGGUGGCCAAAUGGAUCGGCCAGUACGAGUUCAAGCCGUCGUCCAUGUUCUUCAACAAGUUCAAGGACAUGCUGUGCUCGCACAGCCUCGUCGCGGAAAAGCUAUGUAUGAACGCCAUAUUCCUGAUAACUGGGUUCAACAAGAAACAGUUCGACAUGGAUCUGUUACCGGCAAUUUUAGCUCACACGCCGGCUGGUUCUGCCGUUGAUCAGUUCGUGCACUACGGCCAGGUCAUCAAUUCCGGGAAUUUCCGGAAAUUCGAUUAUGGCAUGACCAUGAAUUGGCUGAAGUACCGGUCAAUCAAGCCACCGCAGUAUAAUCUCAACAACGUCAAGGUCCCGGUCUCGUUGCACUACAGCAUCAAUGACUGGCUUUCACAUCCAAGAGACGUAGAAAAACUUUAUACCGAACUUCCAAACACCAUCGGCAAAUUUCGGGUCCCCGACGACAAGUUCAACCACAUCGAUUACCUCUGGGCUAAGGACGUGAAGGUACUGGUGUACGAUAAAAUUAUGAACCUAAUGAAGCGCUACAAAAUUUGAUGAAGCUACUUUAUCUUAUUAAAUGUAAUGUAAACGUAGAUGAAUAAUUUAUUUAUAGUAGUAGGUAGAUAGCGAAGGAGAGAACUGUGAAAGCUAUAUUUUUGUAUUUUUAUACGACUGACGUUGAUUUUUUUUAUAGUAAACAAUGUGAAUGCAUGUGAACCAAUGUGAUAAAGAGUAUUGAUGUAUCGAAAGA